Messenger RNA from Ictalurus furcatus (blue catfish), 1679 nucleotides. RefSeq names its product transcription factor 15 (gene tcf15). The transcript has 2 exons. Bases 176 to 724 code for a protein of 182 amino acids. Gene Ontology annotation, molecular function: DNA-binding transcription factor activity, RNA polymerase II-specific; protein dimerization activity; RNA polymerase II transcription regulatory region sequence-specific DNA binding. Lineage: Eukaryota; Metazoa; Chordata; Actinopteri; Siluriformes; Ictaluridae. The record is from RefSeq and is a predicted model, not a curated record. Gene Ontology annotation, biological process: regulation of transcription by RNA polymerase II; developmental process.
UCCUAGAAGAAGCUGAUUAAACGGAUAAAUGUUCCUGACCAGCUGAAAACACACCGAGCUCCGAGUCUGCACAAUGUUUGUGUAGCUAGUGCAUGAAAAGCAGCCUGUGGCUUUUAUUUACUGGACACCCUGGAUACUUUUCAUUAGAAGUUAUAAUAGGAGAGAAUCUGUUUUGAUGAUGGCGUUUGCCAUGCUGCGGCCGAUGGCGACUCACCUCGCGUACCCGGACCACAGCAUGCUGUCUGAGGACGAGGAGACGCGCAGUGAGAGCGACGGCAGCUCAGAGCAGAGCUACGGCUGCUGUGCGGAGAAGCGGCGGCGCAUGGUGCGCAAACCGGCCGUCAGCAGCGUGCUCAUCGUCAAACAGAGGAACGCGGCUAACGCGCGGGAACGCGACCGCACGCAGAGCGUCAACACCGCCUUCACGGCAUUACGGACUCUCAUACCCACGGAGCCGGUGGACAGGAAGCUCUCCAAGAUCGAGACCCUGCGCCUUGCGUCCAGCUACAUCUCCCACCUGGCCAACGUGCUGCUCAUAGGGGACGGCGGCGAGGACGCGCAGCCGUGUUUAAGCGCCGUUUGCAGCGCGCAGGGGGAAACCGGAGGCAAACAACCACGCACCAUCUGCACCUUCUGCCUCAGCAACCAGAGAAAAGGGGUAAAAGACAGUAAAGAUUGUCUCAGGAUGCGGGGAAUCAGUUCCCUGCGCAUGAGCCGACGGUAGCUGGUAGAGCUGAAGGUGGCCAAACUCAGGGAACAUGAAUAAAAAUGAGAGAGAGAGAAAAGAGAAGAAGGAGAGAGAGAGAGAGAGAGAGGCGCACGAGGAGAGGCGCACUGAGAGCUUGCGCUGGAGCACGCAGAGACUCAAGGACUCGUAAGAGAUUCAAAAGACAGCUCUUUAUUGAUUUCUUUCAUGUAUUUGAACAUUUUAAUGCAGUGCAUAAACUUUUUUUUUGUUGUUGUUCUAAAGAGAAUUUAUAGAUUUUUCUACAAAUAUUGUGUGAAUCUCACAAUGAAUAAAAUAUAUUUUUGAUCAGAUUUCAGCCUGCAUGGUUUUAUUGCAUGAUUAAAGCCAUGCAUAGAUGUGACACUGCAACAUGGCAAUGACUUGAUCAAGAUACUGAAUGCACUUGUUGUUUUUUAAUGCAGUUUAUUAAUAAUUCAACUUGUGUGCUUUUCAAAACAGCUUUGUUUUCGUAUUUAUUCGUCCAUGGCAUAUAUUCAUUCUGCUAUGAUAUUUCUUUGGACAUUUUUCAAUUAUACAAUUCAAGUACUGUGCAGUAGGUAAUUAUUGAAUAUAAUUUAAAAGAUUACAGUUUGCUGGCAACAGUUUUUUUGUGCAUUUCCCUGACAUUAAAAGGUACAGUUUUUGUAAAUAUGAUCAAAUUACCCUAUAGUAGUAUAUUAAAAAAAUAUCUACCAAUUUACCAUAAAAGAGCCUGUCUUUAUGAUAUAUCUGCACAUUUAAACAUUUUUAAAAGUUCACUAUGUAUCCUUGCUAAACAUAGCUACAGUAUUCCUCUUUCCACCUGUAUAGGAAUGCACAGCCUACAUAAACAAAGGUAUCGUGAGGUUUCAUUUUUCUUGCUCUCAUUAAAACAACUAAAGGGAUUUCCUCUGAUGCCCGCUGUUUUGACACGGAAGGGGCUGUUUAGUGCGCCAGCGGCGUCUUUGGAAGA